ACUGCUCUAUUUUCAGACCCCAAUGCAUGAACUUUGGAUCUCCGGCGGCUUCGUCCCGGUAUAUUGAACGGAGACCGAGGUAUCGGAAAAGUGAAGGUAAAGGAAGAAUGUGGGGCGCCGCUAGAGAUAUGAUGCGGCGGCUUGCAACUGCGAUGGCCGGCGCGCCCGUGGAGCGGCGGGUUUUCGUCGAUCACUGGAUGAAUCAGAAAAGUUUGAAGAAAAGUCUGCCAUACACGUCAAAAGGUUUUUGCACAUAUGAUAGCCAAGCAACUGAAGGCUUUAUUCCACCAGAGUUGUUGAAAGGCAAAAUGAUCUUGACACCAGAUCGUGUUAUAGGAGAAUAUCAAGAUCUAGUAACAAGAGUCACAAAUUUUCACAAUGAGGAUAAAGGUUACAUGGUUCUCGCUGGUGAUGUCUUUGAUGUGCCUAUAAGAAAGGAUAUUGUUCAUAGAGUUGUAAGGUGGCAACUAGCAAAAAGACAGCAGGGGACUCACUCGACAAAAACAAUAUCUGAGGUCAGUGGUACCGGAAAGAAGCCAUACAAGCAAAAGGGAACUGGACGAGCAAGGCAUGGUACACUGCGAGGGCCACAGUUUAGGGGUGGAGCUACCAUGCAUGGACCUAAGCCUAGAAGUCAUGCUAUCAAGCUGCAGAAAAAGGUUCGGCGUUUGGGGUUGAAAGUUGCUUUGACAGCAAGAGCUGCAGAGGGAAAGCUUUUAGUUUUCGAGGAUUUAGCUGUCCCAAGCCAUAAAACAAAGAACAUUGUAAAUUAUAUUGCCCAUAUAGAGAAUGCAAAGAAGGUUUUGUUGGUUGAUGGUGGCAUUAUUGACAACCAAUUGAAGUUGGCUACAAGGAAUCUGCAUUAUGUCAAUGUGCUUCCCUCAAUUGGUUUAAAUGUCUACAGCAUCCUUCAGCAUGACGCACUUGUGAUGACAAGAGAUGCAGUUGACCGGAUCGUCACACGUAUGCACACACCAAUCAAUCGUUGACAAUUGGAUUAAACGACAAUGUCAAUGCAGUCUUAGAAAACUGGAAUAGAGCUUUGGUCACAGGUAUUUAAUGUUAGAAAUUGAUGAAAAUUGCAUGCCAAUUGUAAGUCUGGAUGCACUCACUUGCACUACAGAAAUAUUUGUUUGUGCUUGAGGAAUAAUUAAUUUCAGUUGAGUGUCAGAGUAUCUCUCUUAAUGGAUUAAUGCUGGAAAUUUUUGGAAAGAACAUGCCAAUUUUAAUAAUUUUUUGUUAAAUA
Messenger RNA from Phalaenopsis equestris, 1246 nucleotides. RefSeq names its product 50S ribosomal protein L4. NCBI's taxonomy places the organism in Eukaryota, Viridiplantae, Streptophyta, Magnoliopsida, Asparagales, Orchidaceae. Gene Ontology annotation, biological process: translation. Gene Ontology annotation, cellular component: ribosome. Bases 27 to 989 code for a protein of 320 amino acids. The transcript is spliced from 7 exons. The record is from RefSeq and is a predicted model, not a curated record. Gene Ontology annotation, molecular function: structural constituent of ribosome.